AAAUUCAAGCCACACAAAUAAUUAUGAAAAACUCCAAAGCUUCUCAAACCACACACCACAAAACGGAUUAACACCUUAAACGCCAUGAAAUCCCCACAUCGUUUCUUCUUCCUCCAGGAUCUCCCAUGGCUUCAACCACUUCUCCUCAACCACCAUACUCCCAUCUCCUCUUUCCCAGAACCUUAAACCACCGCAGCCAUCUAAGAGAGAGUACAGAAGUACUGCUUCAGCGUUCAAACAGGAGGAGCUCGCGAGUUACGGCGUCGACUCAGCAAGAACCUACAAGACGCCAAAGAGCACAACCAGGAGUCGACACGAGAAUCCACUGGGAAAAUCCAGAUGAAGGCUGGAUCGGAGGACCAGCCGGUACGACGCAGAAAAGGUUGAACUCAGAAGAGGAGGAGAAGAAUCUUUUAGGUCAAAAUUUUUCUGAUUUGCUCAACGAAUCUUCCGAUUCUCAUUACCAAUUCUUAGGAAUAUCGGCAGAAGCGGACGUUGAAGAGAUAAAAACGGCGUACCGGAGGCUAUCGAAGGAGUACCAUCCAGACACUACUUCUCUCCCGCUAAAAACGGCAUCGGAUAAGUUCAUGAAGCUGAGAGAAGUAUAUGACGUAUUGAGCGACGAAGAGAAGCGGCGGUUUUAUGACUGGACGCUGGCUCAGGAGGCGGCCAGCGGGCAAGCGAAGAAGAUGAGGAUGAAGCUGGAGGAUCCGUACCAGCAAGACCUGCGAAAUCACAGAUCUACCCCGGACAUGGUGGAUCGUCUCGGUGGAAGAAACAUGGAGCUGAGUGAUCAAGCCAUGACUGCUCUCACUUUUGACGUCUUUAUUGUCGUUUUUGCCAUUUGCUGCAUCAUUUAUGUCGUCUUCUUCAAAGAACCUUAUUACUGAUCAUAUAAUAUUUAGGUAUAUAAUUAUAUUAAUGAUAGUGUAUAACAUCUGUGUGUCUGUUCAUGUACAUGUAAAUUGUAAAGAAGGUUUCUGAUUAUUAUAUUCACUAAAAUGGAUUAUUC
Messenger RNA from Carica papaya (papaya), 1012 nucleotides. RefSeq names its product Chaperone DnaJ-domain superfamily protein (gene NDHT). Lineage: Eukaryota; Viridiplantae; Streptophyta; Magnoliopsida; Brassicales; Caricaceae. The record is from RefSeq and is a predicted model, not a curated record.